CAGCAUGAUAUUUAUAGUCAUCAAGGUGUGAAGGUUUGAAGCUUGCCAAAAUUUAGUAUUACAGAGUAGUAUUUAUAAUAAAAAUUAGUGCCCUAAAUUUAUGGAGAUAAGGUGAUAAUUAUGCCAAAUAGCACCUCACAAUUGUUGUGCGAUAGAUAUGUAGACGAUCACAGGCUAUGAUGGAGCGAUUCCUUGCAGUUAUACGUGAUGUUGACAGUGCCACUCCGCGUUCUUAUUCUUUUUAUCAUCAAAACGGCUUUUCAUUAAUAUAGAGCAAGCAGUUCGGCUGAGUUUCUCGUUUCUCUCUAGGGCUUCGGCCGCUUGGAGUUUUUUUCCGUCUUCGAUUUUAAUCGAAGGACGGCCGCUUUUUCCGUCUUCGAUUUUAAUCGAAGGACGGCCGCUAUUUCCGUCUUCGAUUUUAAUCGAAGGACGGCUGCUGUUGUUGGUGCUUCAUACUCGAAGGGCGGAUUUGCUGUCAUGGCUCGAGGAGAUCGGCAUUGUGGUCAAGGUUCGAGGAUGAUGUAUUGCUGUCGUCGUUGGAGAAGAUCGGCGCCGCCUAUCCGUUUACUCUGGUUGCAUGAAGCAGGGAUGAGUUUGGUUAUGCAGGGACGGAGGAUUGAUGCGUGGCCUUUGGCAGACAAAGGUCACGGAGUAUCAAUUAGCAUGGUACUGGUGGUAAGACCUCCUCCUGAACCACCACCAUGGGAUGUACGAGGUGCUAGAGUUCGUGAACGCUUUUCUUGUAGUUUUUAUCUGUUUGUUAUUUGUUUUCUUGUGUCCACUUUUGUUGUUGGUUUUGACAGUUUGUUUGAGUUUUUUGCCUCUCUUUAUGUCAUUGGGUAUGGUUGGAUCUAUGGGAAUAGGUUUGGCUGUGUCAAGCCCACUACAUGGUUAGCGAUUCGUGUUGCUCUCUCAGGGGUGACCGUCUCAAAGUCUCACCAUAGGGUUACAGUCGUAGUUGUUGAAGUUUCAGUUGGUGUCAGUUUUAUUUUCCUUUUGCUUGAUUUAAUGAUCCUGAAUCUUUUGAUAUGAAUAGAGGCCCGUUUGAUGAUAAAAAAAAAUUAAUAUAGAGCAAGCAUGCAAGAUAAA
This is a messenger RNA of Cuscuta epithymum, 1089 nucleotides long. The record is from the annotation of a GenBank genome assembly. Lineage: Eukaryota; Viridiplantae; Streptophyta; Magnoliopsida; Solanales; Convolvulaceae.